AUGAAUGAAAAUAGAUCUACCUACUAUAACAGAGAUGUGGAGAGUGUAAGAGAUGAGGAGAGUGUAAGAGAUAAGGAGAUUGUAAGAGAUGAGGAGAGUGUAAGAGGUGUAAGAGAUGAGGAGAGUGUAAGAGAUAAGGAGAUUGUAAGAGAUGAGGAGAGUGUAAGAGAUGAAGAGAGUGUAAGAGAUGUGGAGAGUGUAAGAGAUGAGGAGAGUGUAAGAGAUGAGGAGAGUGUAAGAGAAGAGGCGAGUGUAAGAGAUGUAAGAGAUGAGGAGAGUGUAAGAGAUGAGGAGAGUGUAAGAGAAGAGGCGAGUGUAAGAGAUGUAAGAGAUGAGGAGAGUGUAAGAGAUGAGGAGAGUGUAAGAGAUGAGGAGAGUGUAAGAGAUGAGGAGAGUGUAAGAGAUGAGGAGAGUGUAAGAGGUGAGGAGAGUGUAAGAGAUGAGGAGGGUGUAAGAGAUGAGGAGAGUGUAGGAGAUGAGAAGAGUGUAAGAGAUGAGGAGAGUGUAAGAGAUGAGGAUAGUGUAAGAGAUGAGGAGAGUGUAAGAGAUGAGGAGAGUGUUAGAGAUGAGGAGAGUGUAAAAGAAGAGGAGAGUGUAAGAGAAGAGGCGCGUGUAAGAGAUGUAAGAGAUGAGGAGAGUGUAAGAGAUGUAAGAGAUGAGGAGAGUGUAAGAGAUGAGGAGAGUGAGAGUGUAAGAGAUGUAAGAGAUGAGGAGAGUGUAGGAGAUGAGGAGAGUGUAAGAGAUGAGGAGAGUGUAAGAGAUGUAAGAGAUGAGGAGAGUGUAAGAGAUGUAAGAGAUGAGAAGAGUGUAGGAGAUGAGGAAAGUGUAGGAGAUGAGGAGAGUGUAAGAGAUGUAAGAGAUGAGGAGAGUGUAGGAGAUGAGGAGAGUGUAAAAGGUGAGGAGAGUAGUGUAAGAGAUGAGGAGAGUGUAAGAGAUGAGGAGAGUGUAAGAGGUGAGGAGAGUGUAAGAGAUGUGGAGAGUGUAAGAGAUGAGGAGAGUGUAAGAGAUGAGGAGAGUGUAAGAGAAGAGGCGAGUGUAAGAGAUGUAAGAGAUGAGGAGAGUGUAAGAGAUGAGGAGAGUGUAAGAGAUGAGGAGAAUGUAAGAGAUGUAAGAGAUGUGGAGAGUAGUGUAAGAGAUGAGGAGAGUGUAAGAGAUGAGGAGAGUGUAAGAGGUGAGGAGAGUGUAAGAGAUGUGGAGAGUGUAAGAGAUGAGGAGAGUGUAAGAGAUGAGGAGAGUGUAAGAGAAGAGGCGAGUGUAAGAGAUGUAAGAGAUGAGGAGAGUGUAAGAGAUGAGGAGAGUGUAAGAGAUGAGGAGAAUGUAAGAGAUGUAAGAGAUGUGGAGAGUGUAAGAGAUGAGGAGAGUGUAAGAGAUGAGGAGAGUGUAAGAGGUGAGGAGAGUGUAAGAGGUGAGGAGGGUGUAAGAGAUGAGGAGAGUGUAGGAGAUGAGGAGAGUGUAAGAGAUGAGGAGAGUGUAAGAGGUGAGGAGAGUGUAAGAGGUGAGGAGGGUGUAAGAGAUGAGGAGAGUGUAGGAGAUGAGGAGAGUGUAAGAGAUGAGGAGAGUGAGAGUGUAAGAGAUGAGGAGAGUGUAAGAGAUGAGGAGAGUGUAAGAGAUGUAAGAGAUGUGGAGAUUGUAAGAGAUGAGGAGAGUGUAAGAGAUGAGGAGAGUGUAAGAGGUGAGGAGAGUGUAAGAGGUGAGGAGGGUGUAAGAGAUGAGGAGAUGGUAAGAGAUGAGGAGAGUGUAAGAGAUGAGUUGAGUGUAAGAGGUGAGGAGAGU
Molecule: messenger RNA, 1773 nt
Organism: Physella acuta
Lineage: Eukaryota; Metazoa; Mollusca; Gastropoda; Physidae
Product: zinc finger CCCH domain-containing protein 13-like
Source: RefSeq, a predicted model, not a curated record